ACGCACCUUUCGCCUCAUUCGUGGCCUCGGGAGCAGAAGCAGAAGCAGAGCAGGGGCCAAAAACCCCACCCAACCCCCUUUCCUCUCCGGUCUCCGCCCCCGCACGGCCAAUGCUGCCGCCCCCGCCUCUCGCCCAGGGCAUGCCCCGUCCGGCCGCCGCCGGGGAGGACCACGCGUUGAUGGAUGAGGCACGCCCAGCAGCAAGGUGUGAGAUAUGUGGCAGUGCAGAGAACCAGCUGUGUAUGUUCAGCUGCAUCCAGUGCAAUGGCUCUCAACAUCGUUAUUGCAUGGCGGUGGCGGAAUUUGAAAUGAGAUACGACUGGUGUUGCUUUGAAUGCGAAAAAAAGUCUAAUGGGGACACAAAACCUAUUCAAGGUGAAAAAACAGAGUUUCAAAGGCCUGAUACGAGUCACAGGAAUGCGGCACAUCAAAUUGGUGUUAAAACACCACAGAUAUAUGAAAAUUCGAAAGUGAAGUUCAUUCCCUGUGAAGAGGCGGCACUGUUGAAUAGAGGGAGGCCAGCAGUUCAUUAUACGCGAAGAUUUGUUGCACGGCGUACACAGGUUCAUCCUGCAUCUCCUCCAAGUAUGAAGUGCACAUCACCCAGUAGACAGGUUAAUCCUGCAUCUCCUCCAAGUAUGAAGUGCAUAUCACCCAGUAGACAGGUCCAUCCUGCAUCUACUCCAAAUAUGAAGUGCAUAUCACCCAGUAGACAGGUUCAUCCUGAAUCUCUUCCAAAUAUGAAACAUUCGUCCAGUAUGAAGAGCACACUUCCCAGUAGAAAGGUUCGUCCUGCAUCUCCCCGAAGUAUGAAACAGUCAUGCAGUAUGAAGUGUGUAUCUCCCAGUAGGAGUGAUGGUCAAGCAUUUUCCUUGAAACGAUGCGCCGUUGCAAGUCAAAACCUGAUAAAAGUUUAUGAUACAAGGAAGAGACAGAAAAUGCAGUCAGGUGCGACGAUUCCUAUGAUUCCACAAAAUAUAGAAGAAGUUCAAAAUUUUGACCAGCAGCUUCAAGAGCAGCCUAAAGAAGAUAAGGUCCCCAGUGCAGAUAGAGGAACAUGCAACUCCUGGGUAGACGAUGAACCUACUGGGCAAAGUGCACCCAAUGCUUCAGUGCCGACAGAUGCUGAUAUUGGAUGCGGAUCUGGAACAAAGAGUACACACAAAAACAUAGACAUGCCAGUGGUCAUCAGCUCAAGUGCAGAGUUUGCAAGACGACCUCCACCAGAAGCAAUCUGGACGGGAUGCUUUCUUCUCGCUGAUGGAGAAAGUUCUAAUCUUGGUGAAUUUAAAGCAUACCUCCCAUCUGUAGUAUCAUCCAGAGUUUGUAAUAUCGCCAAUAAGAUGCCUAACAAUAUACAGUUGAAGAUAUUGCCUCGAAUGAAUUACUGGCCAAAGACCUUUGAGAAAUUCUGUCCAGUUUAUGAUGACAUUGCCUUGUUAUUUUUCUCUGAUGAACUUGACUGUUAUAACAAAAAGCAUCCUCAUCUCUUGGAGGCACACUGUGGUUUUGUCAUGAAGGCGUAUAUUGAUGACAUGAUGCUGUUGAUAUAUUCCUCGGAAGUGCUUCCACCCGACUCUCAGUGGAUAGAUGGUGAGAGUUACUUAUGGGGAGUUUUUGUGAAGCCAAAGCCAACGAGCACUCGUGCGAGGUUAGAUUCAGUUGCUACAUGACCUCUUGGUUUCUUUGGGCGUGAGCACAUCAGUAAAAGGCAGUCAAUUCUAGGGACGGUUGAGGACUCUCCAUCAUAUGGCACAAUGCUCGCAUUAUGGCGCAGAGGCACCGGACUGGGUUAAUCCACUGGGAAGCUCAUUGCUGAAAGAAGCUCGAAUUCACAUUCACCAGCUGUAGUGAUAGUUUGUAGAGACUUUGAUGUGAGUGUAAUGGGUUACUGGUAUCCUUUGUUUCCCAUCUUGGCUCUGUCUGUAUGCUUGAUCUGCAGUGGUUUGUUGCUGCUAAAGUGGAUAAGUUUUAGGAAGAAAACCGUAAAGUAGAACUUCUGGUGACUUGCUGGAUAUAUGUUGUACAAGUACGAGUGUUGUCAAAUUAGGAAGAAAACUGGCAAUUGCUAUGCUAUACUAUGGUUGGACGUCGCUCCCCUGAAA
This is a messenger RNA of Hordeum vulgare subsp. vulgare (domesticated barley), 2105 nucleotides long. RefSeq lists its product as uncharacterized. The record is from RefSeq and is a predicted model, not a curated record. Bases 111 to 1673 code for a protein of 520 amino acids. Lineage: Eukaryota; Viridiplantae; Streptophyta; Magnoliopsida; Poales; Poaceae. The transcript has 10 exons.